Molecule: messenger RNA, 786 nt
Organism: Candidozyma haemuli
Lineage: Eukaryota; Fungi; Ascomycota; Pichiomycetes; Serinales; Metschnikowiaceae
Exons: 1
Coding region: 1-786 (261 amino acids)
Source: RefSeq, a predicted model, not a curated record
AUGGCACUUGUCGUCAUAGGCCUUACUACGUACUAUAUGGCUGGCCCUUUCACAGAACGAGGUAUUGUCAAGUUAGACGAACUCAUUGAAAGCAAAAGGACUGAAAUGGGUGAGAAGGACUCCCACAAGCCCACCAUGCAUCGCACGAUUAAAAAGCGGUUCAAUAUGAGCUUUCUCGGAGGCUUUGGACUCACCCUCCUCGCAUACGUCGCAGUUUGGCCCAGUAAUUGGAUCCUUUCGUUUUCGUAUACGAUAUGCGAGUACAAUGGUUUUGUGCUUGCCACAGACCACGUUUACUGGGCUAUCCUCACCUUCUCCUUGGCAAAAACCACCUCCACAUUAAUUCAGUAUUUAAAUCACCCCACACAACUGAUUUCCAAUGGAGUGCACGUAUGGACGAACUUCUGCUGGUUUUACGGCACCAGUUUGUUAGCAGCCGCAGCAGUUUUCUGGGCUCUCGCGCUGGAUGUCUUGAUGGUGUACUUAUACAAAGCUACCAUGCUUAUCCAACAUCACCAAAGCUUGAACAACAUGGUGGUUAACGGCGUACCCAAGCAGUUUAAUUUCCUCACAGGUUUCAUGGCCGAUUUCUUACUUGAAGGUGCUUUCACUCGUGGAGAUGCGGAGGGAAGCGCUCUCAACAGUCUUCUUCACGAGCAAUUACGCUUGUAUGAAAGGGUCAUCGACGAUUCUAUGUGGAUCAUCUUGCUUUGGGUCAUUGUAUUAUUUCCUUUCUGCAAAUGUGCUGUUGUUUAUUACACGUUACGCACCAAGUUGUCUUCAUAG